UUCUAUUGGGUUGGAGACUCAUUUGAAAACAUUAGCCGCGACGAACAAUGUUUGUUUUGGUUAGCAAGCGAUUUGCCUAAAGCGAACAUACGUUUCUGGCUAACAUAGCGAUAUAAACCCAUCAUUAUACUCGAGGAACGACAGUCAACAUUCAUGGGUGAGCUCAAGGAAACCGAUGGCUUUGUUAAUGUGCACAGGAACGGUAACGCUAUAGCUACUGAAACUAGCCGGUCUGUGCAGCUAACAUGGCUAGCUAGCUAAUUUUAUAGCAUGGUCCUCUGUAGCUCAAUUGGUAGAGCACGGCGCUUGCAACGCCAGGGUAGUGGGUUCGAUCCCCGGGACCACCCAUACACAAAAAAUGUAUGCACACAUGACUGUAAGUCGCUUUGGAUAAAAGCGUCUGCUAAAUGUCAUAUUAUAUUAUAUUUUAGCCUUGAUCUUCUGACUUGGCUAACAUAUCCAGGAACUUUUACUAGCCAACAUCGACCGGCGAAAUUUAGCUAGCUACCCCCAUGCGAAACCGUCCUUACCCUAUCCUGUCUGGGACGCAUUCAGCAGGACGCGACGUUACGGAACGUUCACAGAUAAAUGAGUUAGAACAAACAUGCAUCUCUGACAGUGACAUGCACAAUAAGGAACCACUUCGGCUCUAUUUGUGGUAUUUGUAUCUGCAGUGUUCGAUAACGUUUUUCGUACUGAACAUGGCCAUGCACACCUCCAGAGGUAGCGGCCAGCAUUGGCGCAUUGCGCCUCUCACCUUACCUUACCUGUAACGUUUCUGUUUAGAGGACCACAGCGCGGAUGACGACAACUCCAGCAUCUGGUCAUCCUCCCCGGCGAACUCGCCUGUCAUGGACCGUAACCCCUCACCACCCCCGGACAAAGAGGGGGAGCAGGGCGGAGAGGAGGUGGAUGCUAUCGGGGAGACAGUUUACAGCAAACACUGGCUGUUCAGCACCUUGACCCGUCUGAUUCAGGUAGGUAACUGGUGCAUUGUUGCAAUACAGUAUUACUUGUUGCUUCAUGACUCAUGAGACAACUUAUCUAGGCAAUUGAAGUCUAAAAAGUGCCCCAUCAUCUUGUGCUCAAAAUGCGUCAUUGACACGUCAUUGAUCUUGUUUAUGUUUUUCAGAUCGUGUCGGAGCAGAACAUGGGAGACUCUGAUGCCCAGAUGCAGCUACCAGAGGAAGACGAGGAUGAUCUGUGUAAGAUCUGGGAUAUGGCCAUGGACAAGGUCUGUCUCUUUCUUCCUUUCUUUACAAUUCAAAGGGACUUUAUUGGCGGGGAAAACAUGGGGAAACGUGGGGAAACAUGGGGAACUUGGGAAACAUGGGGAACAUUGGAAAACGUGGGAAACAUGUAGAAAAUAGUAAAAAUAAAGAAAAACCCUUGAAUGAGUAGGUGUGUCCAAACUUUUGACUGGUACUAUAUAUAUAUAUAUAUAUAUAUAUAUAUAUAUAUAUAUAUAUAUAUAUAUAUAUAUAUAUACACACACACAGUGAGGGGAAAAAAGUAUUUGAUCCCCUGCUGAUUUUGUACGUUUGCCCACUGACAAAGACAUGAUCAGUCUAUAAUUUUAAUGGUAGGUUUAUUUGAACAGUGAGAGACAGAAUAACAACAAAAAAAUUCAGAAAAACGCAUGUCAAAAAUGUUAUAAAUUGAUUUGCAUUUUAAUGAGGGAAAUAAGUAUUUGACCCCUCUGCAAAACAUGACUUAGUACUUGGUGGCAAAACCCUUGUUGGCAAUCACAGAGGUCAGACGUUUCUUGUAGUUGGCCACCAGGUUUGUACACAUCUCAGGAGGGAUUUUGUCCCACUCCUCUUUGCAGAUCUUCUCCAAGUCAUUAAGUCAUUAAGGUUUCGAGGCUGGCGUUUGGCAACUCGAACCUUCAGCUCCCUCCACAGAUUUUCUAUGGGAUUAAGGUCUGGAGACUGGCUAGGCCACUCCAGGACCUUAAUGUGCUUCUUCUUGAGCCACUCCUUUGUUGCCUUGGCCGUGUGUUUUGGGUCAUUGUCAUGCUGGAAUACCCAUCCACGACCCAUUUUCAAUGCCCUGGCUGAGGGAAGGAGGUUCUCACCCAAGAUUUGACGGUACAUGGCCCCGUCCAUCGUCCCUUUGAUGCGGUGAAGUUGUCCUGUCCCCUUAGCAGAAAAAGACCCCCAAAGCAUAAUGUUUCCACCUCCAUGUUUGACGGUGGGGAUGGUGUUCUUGGGGUCAUAGGCAGCAUUCCUCCUCCUCCAAACACGGCGAGUUGAGUUGAUGCCAAAGAGCUCCAUUUUGGUCUCAUCUGACCACAACACUUUCACCCAGUUCUCCUCUGAAUCAUUCAGAUGUUCAUUGGCAAACUUCAGACGGCCCUGUAUAUGUGCUUUCUUGAGCGGGGGACCUUGCGGGCGCUGCAGGAUUUCAGUCCUUCACGGCGUAGUGUGUGACCAAUUGUUUACUUGGUGACUAUGGUCCCAGCUGCCUUGAGAUCAUUGAGAAGAUCCUCCCGUGUAGUUCUGGGCUGAUUCCUCACCGUUCUCACGAUCAUUGCAACUCCACGAGGUGAGAUCUCGCAUGGAGCCCCAGGCCGAGGGAGAUUGACAGUUAUUUUGUGUUUCUUCCAUUUGCGAAUAAUCGCACCAACUGUUGUCACCUUCUCACCAAGCUGCUUGGCGAUGGUCUUGUAGCCCAUUCCAGCCUUGCGUAGGUCUACAAUCUUGUCCCUGACAUCCUUGGAGAGCUCUUUGGUCUUGGCCAUGGUGGAGAGUUUGGAAUCUGAUUGAUUGAUUGCUUCUGUGGACAGGUGUCUUUUAUACAGGUAACAAACUGAGAUUAGGAGCACUCUCUUUAAGAGUGUGCUCCUAAUCUCAGCUCGUUACCUUUAUAAAAGACACCAGGGAGCCAGAAGUCUUUCUGAUUGAGAGGGGGUCAAAUACUUAUUUCCCUCAUUAAAAUGCAAAUCAAUUUAUAACAUUUUUGACAUGCGUUUUUCUGGAUUUUUUUGUUGUUAUUCUGUCUCUCACUGUUCAAAUAAACCUACCAUUAAAAUUAUAGACUGAUCAUUUCUUUGUCAGUGGGCAAACGUACAAAAUCAGCAGGGGAUCAAAUACUUUUUUUUCCCUCACUGUAUAUAUAUUAGUAACACCAUCCUAAUAUUGAGUUGCAGUCAGUACAGCCUCAAUAUGUCGGGGCAUGGACUCUACAAGGUUUUGAAAGCGUUCCACAGGGAUGCUGGCCCCCUGUUGACUCCAAAGGCACUUAAAUAUUUUGUCUUGCCCAUUCGCCCUCUGAAUGGCACACAUACACAAUCCAUGUCUCAACUGUUUUUGAGGUUUAAAAAUCCUUCUUUAACCUGUCUCCUCCCCUUCAUCUACACUGAUUUGAAGUGGAUUUAACAAAUUACAUCGAUAAGGGAUAAUAGCUUUCACCUGGAUUCACCUGGUCAGGCUGUCAUGGUGUUCCUAAUGUUUUGUACACUCAGUGUAUAUAUUCUGAAUACAGAGAUCUUUAAAUAAAUACCAUGCUUAUGAUAUCUAGGUUACAUCGUCAUUAGUCAGCUAGUCUGCUGUCAAAUUGAACUUUCAUGUUACAAAUGUUUUUGAUAUUACUGGUUAAAUUAAAUGUGUUUUUAUCUCUUUCCGUUUCAUAUGGGUUAAUAUGACCCUGUCUGUCUGUAGGAUGUGGCUGGUUUCUUACAGGAGUUCAAAGCUGCAGAUAUCCUCCUGGGAGUGAUCGCUAAGUCUCGAUGCCCUCGUCUCACUGUGAGUGAACUGUUCAACGUUCUAGUUUACAUCAUGUGUGUUAUACUCUAUUAUAAACCGGGUGGUUUGAGUCCUGGAUUCUGAUUGGUUGACAGCCGUGGUAUAUCACGGGUAUGACAAAACAUGUAUUUUUACUGCUCUAAUUAGGUUGGUAACCAGUUUAUAAUAACAAUAAGGCACCUCAGGGGUUUAUGAUAUACGUUGUUAUACCGUGGUAUAUUGGCCAUAUACCACACCCCCUUGGACCUUAUUGCUUAAUCAGUCCACCGUCUAGUCUUUGAAAUGCAUUCAAUAGUCCUUUUUCCCCCCAGUUGCACCCACCCAGCAAUAAUUUUUUUAAUUGGCACAACUUCAUGUUGCCAUGGCAUCUUAUUGAUGUUUUCUCUUGUCCUCUCUCCCCAGGAGAUAUGUGUGGGGAUCCUGGGUAACAUAGCCUGCUUCCCUGGGCCUUGUCUGACCCUCAGCCAGAACAACGACCUAGGGUGGGUGGAGACACUAAAAACACUUUUCCCUUUUCAACACCAACACUAAAACCCUUUUUCACACUAUCAUGACAACCUGAACAGUACUGUGCUGGCUUCGAUAUGUCCAGCAAUGUUGCAACGCCUAUGGAGGAUGUAACAGUUUCUCUCAUGUAAUUAUGUUUCUCUCCACAGGGUGGUGCUGUUGCUCCUUCUUGGAGACACUGAUCCCCCGACACUGCUGGAGACAACCAGGUGAGAAUACCCUAAAAGGGCUAGAAAAAUUCCUUCAUUGUCUGUUGUCGUGGCUCAAAUAAGAGGAAGAAGCACAAUGCUGUAUAUACCUUUUUUUUUAUAGAGAUGUAACUCUACGAAAUGAACUGGGCCCGGUUUCCCUAAAGCAUCUUAAUGCUAAGUUCAUCGUUAGAACCGUCGUAGGAGCAUCGUUAAAUCUCCGAGUAGUUUCCCAAAACCAUCGAUACUAAAGUUGCACUUUUAAAAUGUUUGUUAUUUGCCAACUGCCUCAGACCACUCGUAGAACAGCUAAGUGCGUCAUUAGAAUCUUUUUUUGUCCUUCCGCCUCACUUUAUACUCAGAAGAUCUCAGCUGAACACAGAAUCAAGCUGUUUAUCGGUGUCUCUGUGACCUCCGAUAACUUCGCAAUGAAGUUGACUACAAAGUUGCCAAUGUCUUUGCAAUUGUUAAACAUUUUACAUUUUAGUCAUUUUAGCAGACACUCUUAUCCAGAGCGACUUACAGUUAGUGAGUGCAUACAUUUUCAUACUGCCCCCCCCCCCCCCCCCAUGGGAAACGAACCCACAACCCUGGCGUUGCAAGCGCCAUGCUCUACCAACUGAGCUACACGGGGCCAGUAUAAACAAGCAAAGGAUAAAAAAAUAAGCUUCAAAUGGAAACCGAGAUGACUGCAUAAAAAUAUAUACUGUACAUUAGGCCUUAGGUAUUUUUUGAUGUUUUGUUAUCCACAGUAGCUGUUGCGAAAGCAGCAGCUACUCUUCCCGGGGUCCAACACAAAACAUGAAACAUGACAUAAUACAGAACAUUAAUAGACAAGAACAGCUCAACAACAGAACUACGUCAAUUAGGCUACGUAUUGAAAUCCAUUACGUGUUCAGUCAAUUGAGUUAUAUUUUAGCAAAUUGUAGGCUACUGUCCUUUUUGCCUCAAUAUAUUUAAUGAUGUGUUACAACAUGUGCAAUUAUGUACCAGAUAUGUGAUUUAGUGUAUUACUGUAGGGUAGACCUAAGCCUUGUCUCUUGGCACUUGCUUUUUAGAGUGUGUUUGUGUUUUUGUUGAUUAUUUCAUGUAUUGAUUUGUGUGAAUUUCUUUGUCCAGACUGCUGUUGACCUGUGUGUCCCAGAGCGAUGUGUCUUCUCUGUGGCUGGACAGAAUACGGCAGCAGACCUCUGUGUGCUCCAGCCUCUGCUUUAUCAUGUGGAGUUCCACCAACAGUAAGUCCUUCAUAUUUUACAACAACUGGGAAUCAUUUAUCAAAACGUGACUUUGCACAAAUGUGUAUGUGUAUGUGUGUGUAUGUGUGUGUGUGUGUGUGUGUGUGUGUGUGUGUGUAUUGAGAAUACUGGUUAGAAUAUGUUCAAAGAUUGAUCCAACCAGGACUCAUCCAUCAACGUUGUGGAAUAUGCAUCGUCAGUCACAGGCUUCGUUAGGAAAAUGUGUUGAUGAUGUUGUACCCACAAUAACAAUCAGACAUACCCCAACCAAAAUCUCUCUGGAUGAACGGAGAAAUCCGUACCAUGCUGAGAGCCCGUUCUGCAGCAUUCUAUGUCAGCAGAACGAACCCCGGCGACUCGGUGGGAAGCAACGCAUGCAGGUGGAAGCACUGCAUAUCCAUUAGGGACCCAAAAGACAAUACAAACUCAAACUUGAAUCGAUAUUCGACAACUCAGAUUCGCGUCGCAUGUGGCAAGGACUACAGGCAAUCGCAGACUACGAAGGCAAAUCCAGCUGUGCGGUGCCCACCGAAGCCUCCCUCCCAGACGGGAUUAACACAUUCUAUGCUCGCUUUGUGGCAGACGAUACCGAGCCAUCCAGGAAGGCUCUCGCUGCGCCGGACGACCAGGUGCUUUCGCUCUCCAAGGCUGACGUGAGGGAAAACUGUCAAAAGAGUGAUUAUUCAUAAAGCUGCCAGCCCAGAUGGCGUCCCUGGCCGCGUGCGCCCAACAGCUUUAUGAAUAAUCACUCUUUUGACAGUUUUCCCUCACGUCAGCCUUGGAGAGCGAAAGCACCUGGUCGUCCGGCGCAGCGAGAGCCUUCCUGGAUGGCUCGGUAUUGUCUUCUCGGACAUCUUCAACCUGUCCCAGGCUGUAGUCCCCACUUGCUUCAAGGAGACAGUUGUCCCAGUGCCCAAGAAAACCAAGGUGUCAUCCCCAAAUGACUAUGACCUCGGUCAUCAUGAAGUGCUUUGAGAGAUUGGUCAUGGCCCACGUCAAGGCCAAAUGCAAGGCACACUGGACCCACUCAAAUCGGCCCACCGCUCCAACAGAUCCAUGGAAGAUGCCAUUUCCAUCACUAUUCACACGGCCGUUAACACAUCUGGACAACAGGAACAUGUGCGAAUGCUGUUCGUCGACUACAGUUUAGCUUUCAACAUUAUUGUUCCCUCCAAGCUCUGAGCCUUGGUUCUUGCCACUACCAUCUGCUACUGGAUCCUGGACUUCCUGACGGGCAGCCCGCAGGCUGUGAGGAUUGGCAACAACACCUCCUCCACACUGACUCUUAACACAAGGGCCCCCCCCAGGGUUAUGUCCUCAGCCCUCUGCUGUACUCCCUGUUCACCCACGAACGCGUGGCUUUUGCACGACACCAACUCCAUCAUCAAGUUUGCUGACGACACCGCAGUUGUAGGCCUGAUAACCAACAACGAUGAGUCAGCCAAUAGGGAGGAGGUAAGUGAACUGGCAUUGUGGUGCUAUGACAACAACCUCUCCCUCAACGUCAGCAAAACAAAGGAGUUGAUUAUUGACUUCAGGGUUAAACCAGAGGACGGGGGAACACGCCAUGAAUCCACAUCAACGGGAGACUCAGACGUUUUUUAAAGUUCCCCGCCUGGUUCGGGAAUUGCUCCGUCCAUGACCACAAGCCCCAGUACAUCACUGGGGCAGAUCUGCCAACCUGCACGUGUACCAUGCACGCAAUUUUGAGGUCAGGGUACGAUAGUGCGGGGGGGGGGGGGGGAAGAAACGACAUUAAAAUACAAAAAAAAUGGGCUUCUAGUUGGCACAUUGGGGUUUUUGACUUAGCCGUCUGAAGUUGCAGCUGAACCAAUCAGACGACUUGAGCAAGGAGGAUAAAUCUCUAGCUCUCCGGCCCGGCCCCCGUAGUCGCAGUACUGUUUUCCUCCCUGGCUUCACUUCGUCUGCUGCUGGAAAAAGGGUAAAUGGAGAACGGACUGUUUGCCAAAUACAUUUUCCAAAAUGUUAUGUGUUAGUCAAGCACACUUAGACAACCACUAUUAUUUUAUAGUUAGCUCCUUAGCUAAGGCGUGUCAUUACAACAAAGGUCGUUAGCUACUGUGUUUAGUCAACUAAGCGAGAACACUUUCUUGCCCGCACAUGCUUUGAUCCCCGCAACGGUAGUCGGCACGAGCGCAUUGACGAGCAAGGAAACGUGUGCAGUGUCACCGUAGUCCAGUUGGCGUCGCUGCGUGGAUGGGAACACACGGCAGAGAGAGCUGAUCCGCCAGUACCGUUAUGUUGGACUGUUUAAAGAUGAGUAGGCCUGUGUUAAUGAAUCAGUUGUUGAUCCGUCCUCUUCAUAUUGCUGUAUGUCAACAGUAGGCUGCUAAUGAUGUCAUAAAAGCCAGGUCACCAAUGACAACAAGGCAUGUUGAAUGAAUGGUAGCCUAGUAGUCUGACCUAUGUGGGCCGUCGUGGGGUCCUCGAGCUUGGGAGUGCCACUGCCACGCUGAAGUGGUACUGAUAAAAAUUAUUCAAGGUUGGCAGGUUUGCUGGGGCCGUGUUCCCACCCCAUCCAGGACCUCCACUUGAAACGGUGCCUGAGGAAGUACCGCAGCAUCAUCAAGGACCCCCCACACCCCCCAGCCACGAGCUGUUCACUCCCUUACUGUCAGCCAGACGGUACCGGAGCAUGAGGUCUGAUACCAACAGGCUCAGAGACAGUUUCUAUCUACAAGCCAUCAGACUGUAUUGGAGCAUGAGGUCUGAUACCAACAGGCUCAGAGACAGUUUCUAUCUACAAGCCAUCAGACUGUAUUGGAGCAUGAGGUCUGAUACCAACAGGCUCAGAGACAGUUUAUAUCUACAAGCCAUCAGAACACUUAAACUGGGCUGAUCACCUAAACUGACUCCCUGUACCUUAGACACAGACACACACUACAUGACCAAAAGUAUGUGGACACCUGCUUGUCGAACAUCUCAUUCCAAAAUCAUUGGCAUUAAUAUGGAGUUGGUCCCCCCCUUUGCUGCUAUAACAGCCUCCACUCUUCUGGGAAGGCUUUCCACUAGAUGUUGGAACAUUGCUGCGGGGACUUGCUUCCAUUCAGCCACAAGAGCAUUAGUGAGGUCGGGCACUGAUGUAAGGUAAACAAACAAUUUCUGAUGUGUAAGAAACAUUAGAUUAUUUUUUUGGGGGGGGGGGGGGGGGGGUGACCAACUUUCAGUCCCCCCCCCCCCCCCCCCCCAAUCCCCAUCCACCCAUAAACCUCUGAAGUCUAUAGCUCAACAUUAAUUACUUCACCAAUCAGAGCAGCUUGCUAUAGAGCAAGCUAUUUACAAACAUUGGACAGAAGUGUAAGGCGGGUGGUGUGAGAGAGGGUGGAAGAGGCUUGGCUUGAAGCGCUGGGCAUCUUGUCGUUAUGACAAUAAUUAUCUGAAUUAGACCCACAGAAUUAUACCUAGGGAGAAGCGGCUUCUAUGAAGGAACUUUGAAUGUCUUUUGAAAUUCAGACUUGGUUUAACGUGUGUGUGCAGAGCGGUACCAGAGAUUAAAUAAAGCACUUCUUCUAAAUCCAAAGUGAAACGUGACAACUAUAAUAUCCUUAACUAGCAUUGAAAAGGUUAAUCCAUUCAUCUCUAAUUUAGAAAUGUCUCCCUAAUUUCUGAAUCAUGCUUGUAAUGUCAGUAGGCAAUUUUUAUUUUUAGUCAUUUAGCAGACGCUCUUAUCCAGAGCGACUUACAGGAGCAAUUAGGGUUAAGUGCCUUGCUCAAGGGCACAUCGACAGAUUUUUCACCUAGUCGGCUCUGGGAUUAGAACCAGCGACCUUUCGGUUACUGGCACAACGCUCUUAACCACUAAGUUACUUGCCGCUUAGUAGUUAGAAGCUACUAGAGUAUGCUUCAGAGGGGAGGGGCAGGUAGCCUACAUGCACACAUGUUGGUAAAGAUGCUCAGCUGGCAGACAGACACUGGAAUACGUUUCUGUUGGUAAAGAUGCUCAGCUGGCAGACAGACACUGGAAUACGUUUCUGUUGGUAAAGAUGCUCAGCUGGCAGACAGACACUGGAAUACGUUUCUGUUGGUAAAGAUGCUCAGCUGGCAGACAGACACUGGAAUACGUUUCUGUUGGUAAAGAUGCUCAGCUGGCAGACAGACACUGGAAUACGUUUCUGUUGGUAAAGAUGCUCAGCUGGCAGACAGACACUGGAAUACGUUUCUGUUGGUAAAGAUGCUCAGCUGGCAGACAGACACUGGAAUACGUUUCUGUUGGUAAAGAUGCUCAGCUGGCAGACAGACACUGGAAUACGUUUCUGUUGGUAAAGAUGCUCAGCUGGCAGACAGACACUGGAAUACGUUUCUGUUGGUAAAGAUGCUCAGCUGGCAGACAGACACUGGAAUACGUUUCUGUUGGUAAAGAUGCUCAGCUGGCAGACAGACACUGGAAUACGUUUCUGUUGGUAAAGAUGCUCAGCUGGCAGACAGACACUGGAAUACGUUUCUGAGUGAUGGAGUGAGGGCGUUUUUUGUGGGACCAAAAAAAAAAAUGCCUGGAUCGUAAAAUAACGUUAUUAACCCGGUUCCCGUGUUUUUCAAUUAACUGUUCCAUUCUGGAAUAAUAUAGAUCACUUUAGUUCCUAGUUCUGAUUCUGUUCCUCAAAAAAAAAAAACGACGUUACUUUCGGGUUUUAAGUUCCCUGAACAGGUUCCGACCCCUGAUAUUUGUCAAUUUUGUACGUUUUAUUGGAAAGAGGGUAGACCGUUGUAGAGAUGGAUAGAGUGUGUCACCGACACCACCAACGGGUGCUGUAGGAGGUGGCACCGACCUCUAGGAUACCCAGGCCUGAUCAUUCUUGUGUGGGUUUCUGUUAGAUUGUUUCAUAAGAACAAAUAUACAUAUUUGAUGUAACUGUUGAUGAGUGAAGCCCACUGUUUGCCUGUCAUUUCCUCUGUGUGUGUGUGUGUGUGUGUGUGUGUGUGUGUGUGUUUCUGUCUCUGUGUGUGAGUGUGUCUAUGCAUCUGUGCAUGGGUGGGUGUGUGUGUGUGUGUGUGUGUGUGUGUGUGUCUGUGUGUUUCUGUCUGACUAUACCCUCUCUCCGUAGUUGACCUGCUGGUGAAGGUGGGGGAGCUGGUUGACAAGCUGUUUGACCUGGAUGAAGAGUUGAUGAAGACCUGGGUCACAGCUGGAUCUCAGCCCAGUGAUGAAGAAGAGGGUGGGGAGAGACGUCUGGGCGUGGCCUCCUCGCUCCUCGAGGCUGCCAAGCAGCUAAGGUAAAGACAGUUGUUUCCGCUAAUAUUCUCUUAGAAAGUAUUGGUAAGAACAACUCCGUAAUAACCGCUUUGAUGGAGGUAUUAGUAAGAGCAAGCUUGUAACAGCAUGACAUCAUGUUUUCAGGAGACCUGCCACUGGGUGGUGCCAUUCUGAUAUGGCAAGCAACAUGAGGGGCUAUCCCCAAUGUUUCCACAGGUCAGAGAGUUUGAGGGGCUAUCCCCAAUGUUUCCACAGGUCAGAGAGUUUGAGGGGCUAUCCCCAAUGUUUCCACAGGUCAGAGAGUUUGAGGGGCUAUCCCCAAUGUUUCCACAGGUCAGAGAGUUUGAGGGGCUAUCCCCAAUGUUUCCACAGGUCAGAGAGUUUGAGGGGCUAUCCCCAAUGUUUCCACAGGUCAGAGAGUUUGAGGGGCUAUCCCCAAUGUUUCCACAGGUCAGAGAGUUUAUGAGGGGCUAUCCCCAAUGUUUCCACAGGUCAGAGAGUUUAUGAGGGGCUAUCCCCAAUGUUUCCACAGGUCAGAGAGUUUAUGAGGGGCUAUCCACAUGUUUCCACAUGUCAGAGGGUUUAUGAGGGGCUAUCCACAUGUUUCCACAGGUCAGAGAGUUUGAGGGGCUAUCCCCAAUGUUUCCACAGGUCAGAGAGUUUAUGAGGGGCUAUCCACAUGUUUCCACAUGUCAGAGGGUUUAUGAGGGGCUAUCCACAUGUUUCCACAGGUCAGAGGAUUUAUGAGGGGCUAUCCACAUGUUUCCACAGGUCAGAGAGUUUGAGGGGCUAUCCCCAAUGUUUCCACAGGUCAGAGAGUUUAUGAGGGGCUAUCCACAUGUUUCCACAGGUCAGAGAGUCCAGAGGGUUUAAAGGUUUAUCUGCAUGCCCUCCAGCUCCUCACCACGAUCCAUCAGGGGAUUGAGACGCUGGGUGAGACAUGUUGUUCUAAAAUGUUACAAAAUAGUUGCUUUAUGUAAAUGAUCAUAAAUUACAGCAACUUCUCUCUUACAUGACUUCUCCCUCUCGCAUAUCUAGUAUUUUAGUACAUUAAUAUAUUUAUAUCUUGCUUGUUUUUGUGUUUUUAUCCUGAGAGCUGAAGUUAGUAAGAUUUCCAAUGUAUUCAUUACUCAUAGCAGGUCAAGUUGAGCUAGUAGACAUCAAAUUUAACUCAUUUCCCUGGUCUCCCCUCCACUCCUCCUCUCCAGCUGUUGCAGGUGGGACGGGCCAGGUACUAUGGAGCUUCCUGUGUGAGGUGGUCUGUGAGGACCUGUGUCAGCCAGAUGACCCUCCACUAGUACUACAGGAAGAGAAGAUCUUACUGGUCCAUGCGCUGGCUGUUCUGUCAGUCCUGUAUUCAUGUCAGGACCAGGAACAAGAGCACAGCAAAGCGGACACGUGUAAGGACCUCUGGAUUUUUCACUCUCUCUCUGUCUUAUCCUGUGAUGAACGAGAGGUGUUGCUAAUGUGGUACUUUUUUAAUAAUGAGAUGUGAGCAUAUUUCUUCUACUUUUACUAACUGAUAACUUGAGCAUUUUCUUACCAAAACCACUGGAAGUCAAUGUACCUGAAAGUCAAACCAAUGUAAGGCAAAAUGAGUGUGUUUUUUGAAUUUCAUGUCCGAAUCAUCCCAAAGUAUUUGAAAGGCCUGUGCCCUGUUCUCCAGUCUUGCCUCUAGUUGGGAGCAUGUUGAGGGUACUGCAGUACCACAGAGAGUGCCAGGUCAGUUCUGGACACGGACAGAAGAAGAAGGAGGAAGAGGAGGAGGUGGAGGAAGAGGUGGAGGAGGUGGAUGAGCAGCUCCGGGCUCUGAUCCAGACAACGGUAGAGUUCCUCUCUGACAUCGUCACUGACCUCACCAAGGUAACGCUGCUGCUGGAACUGUCCAAUCAAAAACAGCCACUGUGUCCUACAAUGUUACUUCAUCUCUAAACCAAAAAUAGUCUUAAGUUAAUACAAUAUAAAAUGUCUUAUAUGUUUAUAACCUAUAUCGUGUGUGCGUGUGUGUGUGUGUGCGUGUUUGUGUUUGUGUGUGUGUGUGUGUGUGUUCCCUAGGAUGCGGUGUCAGAGUUGGUGAGGAGAGGUUACCUGACAGAAAAGACAUGUCUGCCAGCAGUAGGUUCUAUGCUCCCCCAGUUCAGCCCUGCCGUAAGUUCUCCCUCCCGCUUUAUAAUGCGCUAUAGAAUAUCCAUCAUGACUGAAAAAUAGAGGCCAGUGGAUAGGAUGUAAUCAACAUUAUGCUAAAUCAGGUCGAUUUUAAGACUUUGUUUCAAGUUUGUGUGUUGUCUUUGUCUGUGAUGUCACUUGUUCUCUGGAAACUACAGUCAACAUGGGUUUCCGCCACGCCCUAACACUUCAAAUCAAAUCAAAUGUAUUGGUCACAUGGUUAGCAGAUGUUAUUGUGAGUGUAGCAGAAUGCUUGUGCUUCUAGUUCCGACAGUGCAGCAAUAUCUAGCAGGUAAUAUCUAACAGUUCCACAACAAAAACCUAAUACACACAAAUCUAAGUAAAGGAAUGGAAUAAGAAUAUAUAAAUAUAUGGAUGAGCAAUGUCAUUAUCAGAGCAGCAUAGGCUAAGAUGCAAUAGAUAGUAUAGAAUACAGUAUAUACAUAUGAGAUGGGGAAUGCAAGAUAUGUAAACAUUAUUCAAGUGGCCAUUGAUCUUCAAGUCUGUAUGUAGGCAGCAGCCUCUCUGUGCUAGUGAUGGCUGUUUAACAGUCUGAUGGCCUUGAGAUAGAAGCUGUUUUUCAUUCUCUCGGUCCCAGCUUUGAUGCACCUGUACUGACCUCACCUUCUGGAUGAUAGAGGGGUGAACAGGCAGUGGCUCAGGUGGUUGUUGUCCUUGAUGAUCUUUUUGGCCUUCCUGUGACAUCGGGUGCUGUAGUUGUCCUGGAGGGCUGGUAGUUUGCCCCCGGUAAUGCGUUCGGCAGACCUCACCACACUCUGGAGAGCCCUGCAGUCGCCGUACCAGGCGGUGAUACAGCCCAAUAGGAUGCUCUCAAUUGUGCAUCUGUAGAAGUUUGUGAUUCCUCCUGGUCUGAGUACAGGGGUUGUCAUAACUAACCCUCCACCCUCUGUAUAGAUACAACACCUGGUCUUCAUGGUGUCAUAACUAACCCUCUGCCCUGUAUAGAUUCAUGUUGUCAUAACUAACCCUCUAUCCUCUGUAUAGAUUCAUGUUGUCAUAACUAACCCUCUAUCCUCUGUAUAGAUUCAUGUUGUCAUAACUAACCCUCUAUCCUCUGUAUAGGUACAAAACCUGGUCUUCAUGUUGUCAUAACUAACCCUCUAUCCUCUGUAUAGAUUCAUGUUGUCAUAACUAACCCUCUAUCCUCUGUAUAGGUACAAAACCUGGUCUUCAUGUUGUCAUAACUAACCCUCUGCCCUGUAUAGAUUAAUGUUGUCAUAACUAACCCUCUAUCCUCUGUAUAGGUACAACACCUGGUCUUCAUGUUGUCAGAGGCUGAUCCCAAGCUGGCAGACACAGUGAGAAAGGAGUUUCCUGUCUCCCACAGCCCCAAGCUGAUCCACUAG
Coregonus sp. 'balchen' is the source of this 14421-nucleotide messenger RNA. The record is from the annotation of a GenBank genome assembly. NCBI's taxonomy places the organism in Eukaryota, Metazoa, Chordata, Actinopteri, Salmoniformes, Salmonidae.